GACAACUCUCACAGUCAGACGUGUCUUACUCACAAAAAACUUUUAACCGUCGCGCUCAGUCGCGUGGAUUGCGCGGCCGUGGAGUAAUAUGUUCGUAUAAACAAUGAUUAAAUUAAAAAUGAUGUUCAGAAUCUUCAAACUUUUGUUUUACGUUUAUAUUCUCGUUUAUUUUUACGUGAAGGGCCAAGUGAAUUCAGAAAGGGCACUCGCUCUAAAAGGACCCAACCCGCACGCCGCAGUUACUCUUGGUCUCAUUUUCGAGAAGGAUUCCGAUGAAGUGCAGCACGCAUUCAAGACGGCCAUGAUGAUGUACAAUUCCAACAAGGCACCGAUGGAAUUCCAGCUGUACAUCGACGUCAUUAACACAGCUGAUGUGUACAAGCUUUCGCGGCUCAUUUGCAACCAGUACACCCGCGGUGCUGUCGCCAUGCUCGGCUCCGUGCCAUCGGACUCCUUCGACACCCUCCACUCGUAUGCUAAUACGUUCCAAAUGCCGUUCAUCACACCCUGGUUCCCUGAGAAGGUAAUCCCUUCAAUAUCAGGGACCGACUACGCACUGAGUCUUCGGCCUGACUACCACCGCGCCAUUAUGGACACGAUUCGUCACUAUGGCUGGUCUAGCAUCAUUUACAUCUACGAUUCGCAUGAUGGUCUCUUACGCCUCCAGAGUAUGUACGAGAGCAUGAAGCCCGGUGAAAGCCCCUUUCGCAUAUCCCAGGUGAAACGUGUCUCCAAGUCCAAUGACGUCAUCGAAUUUCUCUCCGAGGUGGAAGCGGUCGACCGCUGGAGCAACAAAUAUGUGGUGCUAGAUUCGUCCACUGAUGUUGCUAAGGAAACGGUUAUAAAUCACGCACGCAGUCUCAAACUGGGGAGGCGCACCUACCAUUACUUGCUUAGUGGUUUUGUGAUGGAUGACCAUUGGAGUGAAACUGUUCACGAAUUCGGCACGCUGAAUAUAACCGGAUUUCGUGUGUUGGACUACUCGAGCAAGAAAGUUAAAGACUUUUUGGAGAGCUGGAAGAAGGGCUCGCAUAUUUCUGCAAAAGCCGCAUUGAUGUUUGACUCCGUCAACUUAAUCAUCGAGGCUAUACUGCGUCUUCUCCGCAAGAAGCCAGAGUUCCUGCGCGCUGCAGCCCGCAGAAGCCUGCCGCCUAACAGCACCAAGGUUUCCGAUUGCAACAUAGAAGAGAAAGGCAUCACACCCUUCGAAUAUGGCGAGAAAUUGGCAAAGAUGAUACGGAAGACGGAGAUAGAUGGUCUUACGGGUUUCAUCAAGUUCGACGAGGAGGGCCGGCGACGCAACUUUACACUACGCGUGGUUCAAAUGACCACGGGAUCCAAGCUAGAGACGGUCGGCACCUGGUACGACGAUAAAGGGCUCUCCACACUCAACCCGCUGCGUUGGAUGCCGUCAUACCAGAAUAAUAAGACUUACAUUAUAACAACGAUAGACGAAGAUCCGUAUGUCAUACCAAUCGUCGACUACACCUCCACCAAGUCGAAGUUCAAAGGAUUUUGCGUUGACCUCGCUAAAUUGAUCAUGGAAAAACUGGAAUUGAAAUAUGAAAUGAGGUUAGUCAAGGAUGGAAAAUACGGCCAAGAAAAUCCCGCAGUUCCCGGAGGUUGGGACGGCAUCAUCGGAGAAUUGGUUCGAAAGGAAGCGGAUUUGUCCAUAUCAUCGCUCACCGUUACAGUCGACAGAGAAGAGGCGGUGGAUUUCAGUAAAACCUUCCUAUCGUUCGACACAGUACCGAAAGAUGUACCUUCCCCAACUGACACGAUAUUUACCUUCCUACUGCCGCUGUCUAAGGAAGUAUGGUUAGCCGUGUUAGGAAGCCUCUUGGCUGUUAGCUUCUGCUUGUACCUCGUCUCAAAAUACUCGCCAGAUGAAUAUCAGCUGCAUUUGAAAACAAAUAGACGCUCCCGAAAUGCUCGGAACAAACCGCAGGCUACGUUUCAGAAUACGUUUACGCUAUGGAAUGCCGUUUGGUUUGCUCUGGGUUCAUUUAUGCAACAAUCGAGCGGUUACACUCCGAGGUCCUUAUCUGGGAGAAUUAUAAGCGGUGUGUGGUGGUUCGUUACGCUGUUCAUCAUUGUCAUCUAUACAGCUAAUAUGGCGACACAUCUGACCCUCGCUCAGCUCCAACCCCCCUUGAACCCAAUACACAGAGUCACGAAAUGCCCUGCUGAAAACACCAAACCAUGCGAAAUGCUGAUCUCCGUAAUGGAGUCGGGGCUCCAAGAUUUUGCGGUCGCCUUCCCGAAAGGAUCCCCGUUACGGGAUGGCGUGAACAUGGCGCUUCAAACUCUUAGGAAUGAGGGUGAAUUGUACCGCCUAAUUCGCAAAUGGUUUAUACCCCUGACGUGCAACGGAAAGAACCAUGGCAAGGAGCUGACACUGAGUCAAAUAGCUGGGCUAUUUUAUAUUCUGCUCGCGGGCUUAGGCUUGGGAUUGAUCACCUCGUUCAUCGAGUAUCUCGUGCACCGCCGGUGCGCCCGGGAGACUCCCCCAGAGAGCUCUCCGCCUGGGACUCCAAUCCGCACUCCUACUAGCCCAACCUUGCGCAAUAUAAAAUCUACACCGCACAGGACACUUCGCGAACGGGAACCAAUUGAUUGGAACGCUGUUAAUUACACUGGGUAUGGAUCCCCGACCCACCAGCCUGUCCAGGAGGAGACGGUUAUGCAUGGCACGUUCAGGCAAGUCUGAUGUUCACCCAGGGAUGCCGGCCGUGCGCGUCGAGCGUCCCAGCGUCGCCGUCUGUCCGACUCCAUCGAGUUGUACCAGCUGUAAGACGCGACCAAUGCUAAUAUCCGCCGCGGAUCAGCGUUUUGCUCGAUGUUCACUACAAAAGCAUUAACCUAUAAAAUAAUGUUUGUACACUACGUACCAACAAAAACGAGCAAUCGAUGCCGAUACGAUGGAUCCGCGCGGAAUCGACAGGAAUCAGCUUUUUAUACAUAAGCUUGCAUUUGGUUGCUGUUUCCAAAAGAUUAAAGUCGUCACCUUUCUAAAUCGACUGUUAUUUAGUUACUGAUUGGAGGAAAUGGAAUUAUUAUACGUUAUGCACAUUCAAGGCGCGCUGAAGUUAAUUUAGGUUUGAUUUCCGAAGGGUGUUAAUUUUAAUUUUAUUUCUCUGUAUUAUCGUUUUUUGUAUUGUUAAUUUGCUGAGCAUUUCAGGAGCUUGGAUAUUGAGGAUAACUGUAGAGUUCUCUUACACAUUUGUAACUUUUCUCAGUGGAAUCAAAGAAACGACUAGAUAUCGCUCAAUGGUACCAUGAUAAACUGAUAUAUAACACUGUUCUAUAACCACAUUAGGUGUCCUCUCUCUUUAAAUCGGAUCUCAUCGAGUAGAUGAGUAUCAGGGUCUCUUAAGAUAAAUGUUUAGUAAUAUCCUUCAAUUAGAUAUAGUAACGUAAUAUUUAUAGUACGCGUUACUCUCCCAUAGUUAGGAAAUAAUAGUCGAUAAGGUUAAUGUAUUGUUUAAUUUUAUUUCUUUUUAAGAUAAAGCUCCAUGUGCGGCACAGAUAUAUUAUUUUGUUUCAAGUUUCUAUUGAUCUCAUUUCGGUAAAUGAUUUCUUUUGCUGAAACAAUUUUCGAUUUAUUUUUUUAUAUUUUAAGCUAUUUUAUGCUACAAUGUGAUUUGUAGUUAUAUAUUAUUCUCCUAUUAUGAUUAUUAGGUUAAAUAGUUGUAAAGCAAUGAUUAUUAAUUGAUCAAUCAUACAUAAUCCAAUAUCAAUUUAGUGUGUAUGUUUUCCUAUCUAAUAACUAUUGUAUGUUUAUUUAAAGACCUGUCCUUGAGUGAUUCAAAUAUUUUUACAUUAUUUCUUAUGGUACCUUUAAGUAUCCUGUGAUCGUUACUUUAUUCUUUAUAAGGGCUCCUGUAACUGAUUCGAAACAGCGGUUUUUUAACUAAAUUGAUAGUGUUCACACGAGCCUUUUUGAAAUAAAAAAUUUUCUACGUAAGAUAUAAUGUAAUGCCUAAGGCAAUUGAACAGAUCAUAUCAUGAAUUUAAGAACACUUGAUGAACUUUGAGGCUAUAAUUAUUUGAUUUGUUUUCGGAGAGCUUCCGUCCGGAAUAAUUAUUUGGUAGAAUUUAUUUGAUUGUCGAUGCAAUUUUCAGAACGUUAAAUAUUUGAUUGUUUAACAAUGAUUACAACUGAGCAUCUGACUUGUGCUACAGUUAACGUGUAAUUUUUAAAAGACGAAGAUCAGAAAAUCGUGGAAAGUGCCAAAUUACUGAUAAGUUAGAAGUGGUUAUGAAUUAAGAGAGGAUUGUUACUAAUAAAUUUAAAAUGGAUGUACGGUCAUGUCCGUCCAUCUGUGAAAGGCUGAAUAUAAUGACCAGGGGAGGUAAUAAAAAAAUGUCUUGAUCUCAAAUUGUAUUUUUUACAUUAUAGUUUUAAACACGCUCAUAAUUUUAACAUUUUAAAAAGCAUUGUUCUUUGUUUGUAAAUAAAUCCUCACCCUGGGAGGUUGGCCUGUGUGAGUAAGUAAUUUGAUUACAAUUUUGAAAAUUGGUGAAGGGUUGCGAAGAGGAAUAAGUCAUAAUUAUGAAUGAAAGGUCUACAGUGGGCCUAACAAAAAAAAAACAUAAAAGAAAGCUCUUUUCAUUCAAAGUCUAAAUGCAAGCCCCAUUACGCCUAAGUUUUUGUCACAUAUCUUUGUAAGUUAUCUUUAAUAUCUACACAUUUAUGACUUAUAUCAAUGAUGUGGAAAGUACGGUCGGCGAUACCUAUUGUUAUUGAGUAUGACAAUAUUCCUGUCAACUAAAUUAAUUUGCGAAUUGAAUGAUUCGAAAACCUCCUAUGUUAUUGGUGACAUGAUUUCACAUAGUAUGUGAUUUUGUGAUGAAAAUUAUUAAUAUAUUAUUCAUACACAUUGACUGAUAUUUGUACCACAGGAAUAUCUUCAUACUUAACGUGUUUUUCCAUUAUCUAUACAUUAUUUCGUUUAUUACACAUAUGUAUUAUAAUAUAUUGAUUUCUGAGUGACUUGCAUAAUCGUUUUACAUCCUUAUACAUCUUACUCUGUUUUUACGUCACCUAUAUAAUUUUGUUACUACUUCAGAGAUCUUUUAUGUGUUUAACGCAAAUAGAAUUAAGAUACAUGUAUCCAAU
Zerene cesonia (dogface butterfly) is the source of this 5122-nucleotide messenger RNA. RefSeq names its product glutamate receptor 1-like. The transcript is spliced from 19 exons. Gene Ontology annotation, biological process: modulation of chemical synaptic transmission; synaptic transmission, glutamatergic. Gene Ontology annotation, cellular component: postsynaptic membrane; plasma membrane. The coding region runs from base 104 to 2710 and encodes 868 amino acids. Lineage: Eukaryota; Metazoa; Arthropoda; Insecta; Lepidoptera; Pieridae. Gene Ontology annotation, molecular function: transmitter-gated monoatomic ion channel activity involved in regulation of postsynaptic membrane potential; glutamate-gated receptor activity. The record is from RefSeq and is a predicted model, not a curated record.